Molecule: messenger RNA, 1029 nt
Organism: Pseudogymnoascus verrucosus
Lineage: Eukaryota; Fungi; Ascomycota; Leotiomycetes; Thelebolales; Thelebolaceae
Exons: 1
Coding region: 1-1029 (342 amino acids)
Source: RefSeq, a predicted model, not a curated record
AUGUGCGUCACCACGGACACAGUCCACGAGGCCUGCCGGCACGUCAUAAGCAUCACCCCCCCCUGCUUCGCCCGCCGCCACCCCGGCAUCCCCUUCACGCGCUGCAAACGCACCUCCAUCCUCUGCCCCUCCUGCGCCGCCGUCUUCAACGAGGCCCACAUCGACAGUUUCUCCGGCGCCCGACUCGCCAACCAAUUCCGGCGCCGCGAAAACUACGCCGGCGUCCUGAUCCCCAGUCUCGGCCCGGAUGGCAUCCGCAUGAUGGACCGCGAUGGCAACCUUUUCGACCGCAUGAUCCCGAGGGGGUCGUCGUGGUUCACCGAGACGGGGGGAGAUAGGGAGGGGGAGGCUUCGGGGGCGCACCCGAGGAGACAGCUGAUGCGGUUUAGGGAGCUGGAAUUCCUGAGGGAUAGGCCGGAGACUAGGCCUCCUAGGUCUCCGAGAGGUCCUGAGACGCCUAGACAGAGGGAGAGGCGGGGCUCUACUAGGGAGCCGGAGGAGAGGGGUCGACAGAGGACGAGUCCGGAGUCUCCUCCGCCUACUAGGGAGAGGAGAGGUUCCAGAGAUCCUCAGCCUCCUAGUGAGCCGAGAGGUUCGAGAGAUCCUCGGCCUCCUACGUCUCGCAGAGAAUCGAGAGGUCCUCAGCCUCCUACGUCUCGGGGAGAGUCGAGAGAUCCGCAGCCUCCUAGGUCUCUAGAAGUUUCGUUGACUCCUCGGCCUCCUAGGGAGCGGAGAGGUUCUAGAGAUCCUCAACCUCCUACGUCUCGGAGAGAGUCGAGAGGUCCUGAGCCUCCUUAUCAUCCAAGAGAUUCGCUAGAUCGUUCGCUUCCAAGGCGUCCGAGGUCUCCAGAGGGUCUUCAGGCUCCUAGACGGUUGAGGUGGGCUGGGAAUCGGAGAGAACCAAUAGAUCCGAGGGAUCCUCAGUAUGCUCAAUUUCCGAACGAUUGGAGGAAUCCUGAGCUCCUUCGCGCACCGAGGAGAUGGGGCGACCAUCCCGAGGACAAGAAUAGGAAUAGCAAUUUGUUCUAG